Paramecium primaurelia is the source of this 403-nucleotide messenger RNA. The record is from the annotation of a GenBank genome assembly. Lineage: Eukaryota; Ciliophora; Oligohymenophorea; Peniculida; Parameciidae.
AUGGUUAUACAUUUUUUACUUAUCAAUAUAUUGAAACACACUAUAUUUCCAAUUCUAAUAUUUAUUUCAUUCUGUAAAAUAAAUAAACAAACCUAACCAUUAAAUAGAAAUUCUUAAUGAAACUUAAGCUAUAUGUAUAUUGAUAUUACCAAUAUAUAUUUCUUUUGAUAUAUUGGAAUAAUUGAUUGAAAAUGAUUAUGUAAUAGAUAUUGAUUUAAAGUAGAAUAAUAUACUCGCUCCAAAAUUGAAAUUCUAAGGAAAAUGUCUUAUGAAGGAUUAUUAAAAUUUAAUUUAUUAUUAUUAUGAAUUGUCAAGAAUUUAUAUUCAAUUAAAUAUAAGAUUAUAAAAUAAUUACGCUUUUUCAUAAUAAUAUCUCAUUUUAAUAUUCAAUAUGAUGAGAUGA